ACCACUGUGUUAUGUAAAAUUUGAUAAUUAGGGUCAGAGGUCAAAGGCAUUUUUGAAGGUCAAAGGAAGACAUAACAGUCAUAUAUUAAAAGAUAUACACUGCAGGAGGCCAUCUAUACAGCUUAUGUGUGAAAAAUAUUUCAGCACACUGUCCUUAAUUCUUAUUAAGCCACCAAAAAUGGUUUACACAACAAGCCCAAAAGGUUGUAAUAAAAGCAAUAUUUCUUUUAAAGAUAUUUAUUUAAUUGGUUGCAGAUUUCCUGCCUUUGCAGUUUGAUCUCAUGAAAAAUUUGUAGGAAUUCUAACCAAUUUUCCACAAACUUAACAGUAGUGUGAAUCCUCAGGAAUUUCUCAUUCUCAGGAAUGUCACUAGACAUUAGACUGUUAGUGCUGCACUCGAGUUUAUAUGUAGCAAGCUGACAGCACUUGAGGAGAUGAUGCACGAGUUGGUCAUGAGAGGUGAAGGAGGAGGAGCAGGUGCUGCACACAGACUGGUAGGCUCCCUCUGUGAGCCUGAAUGCUGUGGAGACGAUUACAAUAAGCAACUUUUCUCUUUCUCUCUGUUUGGAAAUUUGCAUAUGCAUUGCUAAAUGGCGGAGGAAGUUUUAACCGAGCCAUACGGAAAAAUCAGAAGGCAUUUAACCUCGACCCUGCUAGCAGCAGCACUGCUCUCGUCUUUUGGCAGCUCCAUGCUCUAUGGCUAUAACCUAGCUGUAGUCAAUUCUCCUGCUCAGGCCACACAGGUGCUUGUUCAGUUCCUUAUCAUUUCAAGACUGGACUACUGCAAUGCGCUCCUGGCAGGUCUGCCUCUGUGCACCAUUUGUCCUCCGCAACUGAUCCAGAAUGCAACUGCACGACUGGUUUUCAACCUUCCUAAGGUCUCCCACACCACCCCAUUGCUACGCUCCCUCCACUGGCUUCCUGUAGCUGCCCGCAUCAGAUUUAAAACACUGAUGCUCGCCUACAAAGCCAAAAACGGACCAGCACCCACUUAUCUUAGAGCACUUAUCACACCCCGCACUGCACCACGCUCCCUCCGAUCCUCUAGCACUGCUCGACUGGUCCCACCAUCUCUCAGGGUACAAGGAAGACCUGCAUCGAGACUCUUCUCUGUUCUGGCAUCAAGGUGGUGGAAUGAGCUUCUCCUAAAUGUCCGAACAGCUGAGUCACUGGCUGUCUUCAAACGACGUCUAAAGACUUACCUCUAAGUUAGCACUUACAAAAAAAAAAACUAUUGUCUGAGCGCCUGUCUAUUAUCUCUCCAACAGAGUUUUUGGACUGAUGGUAUUCCUAGUUUGUGAGCCAGUAUCAGAGUGUAUUUUUGAUAGACUUCAAAGCACUUUUGUAAGUCGCUCUGGAGAAGGGCAUCUGCCAAAUGCCAUAAAUGUAAAUGUAAAUAUCUAAGGCAGAGGUAUACUCAAACUUUUUGCUGUCAAUGACCCUUUCUAAAUCUUAAAGAGCUUCCAAGGACCCCCUUAAGAUCACAGUACAAAUUUAAUUUUAAGAACAAUAACAUGUACUAUCAUAUAACUGAUAGUACUGAAUAACUGAUUCGAGCCAUUAGAGCUUUUUAAUCCUGAACUUUCCUCUCACCUAGAUGUAGUAAGUUUGUGUGCCAUGUUAACAGCACUUCCUGGGUGAUUAGGCAAUGACAACUAAAUAGUAACCAUAACAACCUUGAAACAGGUUCAUAGUCAUUUCUAUAAAAAAAAAAGCAAUACAGUCAGGGACCACUGGAUAUAUAUCAUGGACUUCCAUGGGAGCCGCAGACCCCAGUUUGAGAACCAUGGAUCUAAAGUAUGCUAUUCAAGCAAGGCAUCCCAGAAAUAUAUAUUAACCAAAACAGUUUUGUAUAGAACUAUUACUACUUGAAAUAAAGAUCAAAAUAAAGUAAAGAUCAAAAUACAUCACUUGCUACAUCAGGAAGAAAUGUCACAAAGUCUCAAGAAGAACUGUCAGAUUCUCCAAGAUGCUCAGAAAGACCUCACAGCCAGUCUCCUUGUAAAACUGUAUGUGUUGUGUUAAUAUUGUUUAAUUUAUUACUGCGUACUUUACUAGUAGAUUUCAUUUAUGUUGAAAAAUUUCAUUAUUUUAAAUUAUUUUUUAGUUUACUUUCAUUAUUUUUGAAGGCAUCUUUGCUGUACAACAUUUCUUUACAGGUGCCUAAGACUUUCGCACAGUAUUAUGUAUAGCAACUGAGAUGAGCACAACCAAUGAUAAAAAUAAUAAAAAAGUAAAUUUGUCAAUUUUUUGUAUAUUCAAAUUUUGUUUCUUUAUUUUAUGUAUAUAAUUUACUUGUUUAGAGAUUUAAUUAUUUGUGUAUUUAGUUCUUGUUUGGCUUAGUUGUUUUUAAUUUCAUUGUUUAUUAAACUGUUUUUUCUUUAUCCAAGAUAAUGAAGCAUUAAUGUUCUUCAUUCUUGCAUAUAAAAUUG
This is a messenger RNA of Pangasianodon hypophthalmus (striped catfish), 2432 nucleotides long. RefSeq lists its product as uncharacterized. Lineage: Eukaryota; Metazoa; Chordata; Actinopteri; Siluriformes; Pangasiidae. The coding region runs from base 591 to 1208 and encodes 205 amino acids. The transcript is spliced from 3 exons. The record is from RefSeq and is a predicted model, not a curated record.